AUGUACGAUCCUGUUGCGAGGGUAGCCUCCAACGCCUUGGUGUCAGCUACAUUGCAGCACCGUGUUGACACCACAGUUCCCAUUGAGGACACCAUGGGAGAGCUCAAAAAGCUGGUCCAAGAGGGAAAAAUAAGGUUCAUAGGAUUGUCGGAAGCCAGCCCUGAGACAAUUAGGAGGGCACAUGCUGUUCAUCCCAUCACUGCUGUGCAAAUGGAGUGGUCUCUUUGCACUCGUGAAAUUGAGCAAGAUAUUGUUCCACUUUGCAGGUACUUCUCCAAGAUGUCGCUGAUGGAGCUUGGAAUUGGAAUAGUGCCAUACAGUCCCCUUGGCCGUGGAUUUUUUGGAGGCAAGGCUGUCAUAGAAACUAUACCUGCAAACGGUUUUCUGGCAAUGCAACCAAGGUUACAAGGGGAGAACUUAGACAAGAACAAAAUCUUAUAUUCUAGGAUUAAAAAGUUGGCAGAGAAGCAUGGAUGUACAUCUUCACAGCUUGCUCUCGCAUGGAUUCUUGGUCAAGGAGAUGAUGUGGUACCCAUCCCCGGAACAACUAAGAUAAAAAAUCUUGAUAGCAAUAUUGGUUCAUUGGAAGUGAAGCUGGGCAAAAAUGAUUUAAAGGAGAUAACAGCUGUACCAAUUUCUGAGGUGGCAAGGGAUCGGAUGGAUGGAUUUGUUAGAUGUGGCGCGCUCAAGGAGUUAGGUUCACCAACCUCGGGGCACCAGCAUUUGAAGACUAUUAGAAAGAAGAAAGAGAGUAAGUUGGAUUAUUGGUGGAGGAACACAAAAAUGGCAGAUAUUCCUCGAGUGAAGCUUGGAAGCCAAGGCCUGGAGGUUUCUAAGUUAGGAUUUGGGUGUAUGGGCCUUAGUGGAGUGUACAAUGAUCCUGUUCCUGAAUAUGUUGGCAUCUCUUUGAUCAAACACGCGUUCAACAAAGGGAUCACUUUCUUUGAUACUUCAGAUGUUUAUGGAGCACAUGCCAAUGAAGUUUUGGUCGGAAAGGCGCUCAGGGACUUGCCUCGAGAUAAAAUUCAGAUUGCCACAAAGUUUGGGAUCGUCAAAAUAGUUUCUAAUAAUGUGGAAGUGAACGGUUCCCCUGAAUAUGUACGAUCCUGUUGCGAGGGUAGCCUCCAACGCCUUGGUGUCAGCUACAUUGAUCUGUAUUAUCAGCACCGUGUUGACACCACAGUUCCCAUUGAGGACACCAUGGGAGAGCUCAAAAAGCUGGUCCAAGUGGGAAAGAUAAAGUUCAUAGGAUUGUCGGAAGCCAGCCCUGAGACAAUUAGGAGGGCACAUGCAGUUCAUCCCAUCACUGCUGUGCAAAUGGAGUGGUCUCUUUGGACUCGUGAAAUUGAGCAAGAUAUUGUUCCACUUUGCAGGGAGCUUGGAAUUGGAAUAGUGCCAUACAGUCCCCUUGGCCGUGGAUUUUUUGGAGGCAAAGCUGUCAUAGAAACUAUACCUGCAAACGGUUUUCUGGCAAUGCAACCAAGGUUACAAGGGGAGAACUUAGACAAGAACAAAAUCUUAUAUUCUAGGAUUGAAAAGUUGGCAGAGAAGCAUGGAUGUACAUCUUCACAACUUGCUCUAGCAUGGAUUCUUGGUCAAGGAGAUGAUGUGGUACCCAUCCCCGGAACAACUAGGAUAAAAAAUCUUGAUAGCAAUAUUGGUUCAUUGGAAGUGAAGCUGGGAAAAGAUGAUUUAAAGGAGAUAACAGAUGCUGUACCAAUUUCUGAGGUGGCAGGGGAUCGGACUAUCGAAACAUUUGUUAGAUGUUCAUGGAAGUUUGCUAAUACCCCACCCAAAGCAUAA
This is a messenger RNA of Sphenostylis stenocarpa, 1803 nucleotides long. Lineage: Eukaryota; Viridiplantae; Streptophyta; Magnoliopsida; Fabales; Fabaceae. The record is from the annotation of a GenBank genome assembly.